Molecule: messenger RNA, 1101 nt
Organism: Schistocerca serialis cubense
Lineage: Eukaryota; Metazoa; Arthropoda; Insecta; Orthoptera; Acrididae
Product: golgin subfamily A member 6-like protein 22
Exons: 1
Coding region: 1-1101 (366 amino acids)
Source: RefSeq, a predicted model, not a curated record
AUGACGGUGAUGACACAACGUGAUAGAGAACAGGAGAAACUGGAAAGGGAAGCUUAUAAAUUACAAGAACAACGUGAUAGAGAACAGGAGAAACUGGAAAGGGAAGCUUAUAAAUUACAAGAACAACGUGAUAGAGAACAGGAGAAACUGGAAAGGGAAGCUUAUAAAUUACAAGAACAACGUGAUAGAGAACAGGAGAAACUGGAAAGGGAAGCUUAUAAAUUACAAGAACAACGUGAUAGAGAACAGGAGAAACUGGAAAGGGAAGCUUAUAAAUUACAAGAACAACGUGAUAGAGAACAGAAGAAACUGGAAAGGGAAGCUUAUAAAUUACAAGAACAACGUGAUAGAGAACAGGAGAAACUGGAAAGGGAAGCUUAUAAAUUACAAGAACAACGUGAUAGAGAACAGGAGAAACUGGAAAGGGAAGCUUAUAAAUUACAAGAACAACGUGAUAGAGAACAGGAGAAACUGGAAAGGGAAGCUUAUAAAUUACAAGAACAACGUGAUAGAGAACAGGAGAAACUGGAAAGGGAAGCUUAUAAAUUACAAGAACAACGUGAUAGAGAACAGGAGAAACUGGAAAGGGAAGCUUAUAAAUUACAAGAACAACGUGAUAGAGAACAGGAGAAACUGGAAAGGGAAGCUUAUAAAUUACAAGAACAACGUGAUAGAGAACAGGAGAAACUGGAAAGGGAAGCUUAUAAAUUACAAGAACAACGUGAUAGAGAACAGGAGAAACUGGAAAGGGAAGCUUAUAAAUUACAAGAACAACGUGAUAGAGAACAGGAGAAACUGGAAAGGGAAGCUUAUAAAUUACAAGAACAACGUGAUAGAGAACAGGAGAAACUGGAAAGGGAAGCUUAUAAAUUACAAGAACAACGUGAUAGAGAACAGGAGAAACUGGAAAGGGAAGCUUAUAAAUUACAAGAACAACGUGAUAGAGAACAGGAGAAACUGGAAAGGGAAGCUUAUAAAUUACAAAAACAACGUGAUAGAGAACAGGAGAAACGGGAAAGGGAAGCUUAUAAAUUACAAAAACAACGAGAUAGACAAGAAAGGGAACAGAAAGAAAGGGAAAAGGAACCGAAAAUGGUUUGA